UACUAAAAAAAGUAAUGCGAUAAUCCGAUAUCAAAAAUAUUUUAUCUUUUCAACAUUUUUUCAAUUUCACACUCUCAAAGCGGCGCAAAUCUAUUCAAAAUCCCCAUGGAUGUAAAACAUUGUGAGGUCACAGAGACCUGCCAGUCCUCCAAUGACAAAACCUUUUGAAAACUUCUACGCGCACUGACAUACGUAACAAUACCCGUACAACAACACUGCGCAACAAAGUAAACUUUGAACCAAUCAGAAACGAGAUACUAAAACCGCUCAUUAAAACGCAUACGUAACAGAGAAACUUGCGCGUUUUUGUUGACAUUAGCAACUUAAACAAUUCAUUCUUUAUGAAUUCUCAUUGCGAUCAAGACGUUUGCUUAGCUCCUGUCUUUAGAUCUUUCAAAGAGAAUGGCUCGACGAUCUUCACUUGUGCGAAGAUAUUUCUCCCGACUUCGAAAGAGUAUGGGAAAGAAUUUGAGAAAAUUGUGCUGUUUCCUCCAAGGUAUGGGCGAUAUUCUUCAUCAGAAUCCCACCUCACACACAUGACACUAAAAAAAAAUAUUGUAAACUCAAUUUCAAGAUAAUUCCUAAACUAUUUGAUUCAAUUCAGUAAACGAAACGUGAUUUUCUGGUACUACUAAUAAACUAGACUACUUUGUUUUUAAUAUUUGUGCUAUAAUUUCUUUAUUCAACGUGUUCAUGUUUGAAAAUUAUUAUAAUCUCUCUUUGUACACAGUUACCGAGGAUGAUACCGAUGGCCUUCGAAAGAAUGCUUUGACGACAGAGGCCCUCAAAAUGUUCCACUCUACAAAUAUCAGUGAUGCUUACAGCGACACAACUUCCGAAUGGAGUUUGGAAGACGGCUUACACAGUACCUUGUACCAUCCGGUAAUCACCUUAAAGCAAUUCGAAGGCCAAGACGACAACGUCGAUGACUCUUAUCGAUCUGCUCAUGUCUCCAUUGAAGGUGAUGGCGAAUCGUUCCUAUCGGAUUCUACAUCUAGUCUGCUAAGGUUUAUGGAUCAAAUGGAUAAUGACAGCCUUUCCAGCAUCGCCAGCGAUGAUGAAUACGAUGUCGACACGUUCACAACUGUUAGUGAUCUGACAGACUUUGAUGAUGAUCUCUUGGAUGACGACAACAGUGACGUCGUGCUUGAAAUGUCUAUGCCAGAAGUCGAUUUUGGGCUGCCAGACGAUGCUUUAUCCAUUGCAACUACCUUUCUCAAUGGAAUAAUGGCUGAGGUCGCUUCCGAACUAAACUCGAAAUAGUCGACUUCCAAAAUAUUCAAUCACUUUCUUGUAAAUAAAGCUAUCUAGUUAUUCUAUAGGUUUUCUUCUCUCAUCUCUAUGUUAUUGCUGUUAAGAGGUGUGAAUCAUAGCAAGUGAAAGUGCUAGGCGUGAGAAGUGUUGAAUGUUCUAAUCAAUGACUCCAGAAAAAUUAUAGGCUGAAGUGUAACAAAAACUAAAGGAGACAAAGGAAAUAGUAACGGUGACUUAAUGCGAACAGAUAAAGGCGCGUAUAUUCUGAAGACAUGUUUAAUUUAAACUCUGGCUUAAAUUGCAGUUUAACUAUUGAAAGCCAAUCGUGACAUAAAUCUUUAACAGUACAGAUACAAGGAAUCGUGCAGCUCA
Molecule: messenger RNA, 1626 nt
Organism: Lytechinus variegatus (green sea urchin)
Lineage: Eukaryota; Metazoa; Echinodermata; Echinoidea; Temnopleuroida; Toxopneustidae
Exons: 2
Coding region: 694-1263 (189 amino acids)
Source: RefSeq, a predicted model, not a curated record